AUGGCAAACUCUACCACUCCAACCUUGACUACCGGCGAGACAUCUGCGUCUGCAUCUGCAUCUGGCUCCUCGUCAGCGAUUCCUGCCCUUCCUUCUACCUCUGAUCCGGUUGAAUCAUAUGGCAUUUCACCAAUUCCUGUUACAGAGCCUCGACCGGCCCCUCCACCAGCAAAUCCCUCAGCUGAAAUCACCGAGGAAGGCCACGUUUUCGUUAUACGCAUCAAUGAUCCUGAACUGACUGUUCAUCACCUGAACCAUUUCGACUGGCUUCAACGUGACAGAGUUAUUGUCCAGAUUGACCCGUCCUUUGACUCGCAUAACCCUAACAGGCCUCACAUGAUGGACUGGGAAAAUCGUCAUAUGUACAUGAUCCCCUUAGUGAGGCGUGGUGUGAACAUUGGAGAAGCUCUGGAAUACAUCCUUGGAGCCUUUGUCGACGCUGGACGUCUUGCUGUCAAGCUCAAGUUUGGCAAUUGCUAG
Molecule: messenger RNA, 480 nt
Organism: Exophiala oligosperma
Lineage: Eukaryota; Fungi; Ascomycota; Eurotiomycetes; Chaetothyriales; Herpotrichiellaceae
Exons: 1
Coding region: 1-480 (159 amino acids)
Source: RefSeq, a predicted model, not a curated record